AUGAUGGGAAAACAAAACUGUCCCAGUAAUCUGUGUGUGUCUUCACCAGAAACGGCAGAACAGCCUAGCGUCUCUGUGGAAGAUGAACUGACAUCAGGGGAACAGGUGAGCGCUACCUGUGCCGUGUCUCAUUCCUGUCCGUCAGAUCUGCCUCAGGUCACCUGGAGCCACCAAGGCUCACACUCGGGUCCAUCACAGCCACAAGAUCACGGCCAAUGGAAACUUACAUCCUACAGCCUGACCUUCACUCCUUCAAGAGAAGACCAUAACACACGUCUCAACUGCACUGCAGACUUUAAAGGGAAGACAGUGACAGGCUACAAAACACUCACAGUUAAAUAUCCUCCUUAUAAUGUAAAAGUAGUCACAGGACCUCCAGUAAAGGAGAAUGAGUCUGUAACACUGACCUGCUCCAGCGACAGCAACCCUCCUGCAACCAGCUAUGAGUGGUUCAGCUUAAACAAGACAUUGGUAGCAAAGGGAUCCUCUUAUCAACUGAUGAAAGUCUCUCGGCAUACUGAAGCCAUUUCCUGUACAGCCAUCAACACAGAGGGAAGAAACAGCUCUAAACCACAUCAAAUUAAUGUUCUGUAUCCUCCUUUUAAUGUAAAAGUAGUCACAGGACCUCCUGUGAAGGAGAAUGACUCUGUAACACUGACCUGCUCCAGUGACAGCAACCCUCCUGCAACCAACUAUGAGUGGUUCAGCUUAAACAAGUCAUUGUUAGCAAAGGGAUCCUCUUAUCAACUGGUGAAAGUCUUUCGGGAUACUGAAGCCAUUUCCUGUACAGCCAUCAACACAGAGGGAAGAAACAGCUCUGAUCCACAGAAACUCGAUAUAUUAUAUCCUCCUGAUAUUAAAAAUGAAUCAUCUUGCCAGUCUGUGAGCUCUACAGUCUGUGUCUGUAUUGUGGACUCCAACCCUCCCAGUGAAGUCAAGUGGUUUGGUCCAAAUUUCUCGAAAACCUUCCUCAGCUCUAGAACUGAAAUAAAAGAGUCUCUCAGCAUCUUCACUCUGAAAGGUUGGCUGGGUUUCCCUGAUACUGUCCAGUGUGUCGCUACUAAUAGCGUGGGAAGCUCUUCUAUAACUCUGAAAACUACUCAAAAUGGUGAGACUUCACAUCCUGGUUUUUACAACACUAUGAGUCAAGUAGUGUGUCACUAUGAGUCAACAUUAUGA
Danio aesculapii is the source of this 1179-nucleotide messenger RNA. Its product is annotated as myelin-associated glycoprotein-like. The record is from RefSeq and is a predicted model, not a curated record. NCBI's taxonomy places the organism in Eukaryota, Metazoa, Chordata, Actinopteri, Cypriniformes, Danionidae. The transcript has 4 exons. The coding region runs from base 1 to 1179 and encodes 392 amino acids.